AAAAAAAAAAAUUGAAGUAGAAGAAGAAGAAGAAGAAUAUCUCCACUCGUAUCAUUUUGGCGCCAGGAAAGUAAAAGGGCAACACUCAAGUCAACAUGGAGACGGAGGAGGACGAUUCGGUAAGCGAGUUGUUGCGAGACCGAUUUAGACUUUCUACCAUCUCUAUUGCCGAAUCCCAAGCGAAGCAAAACGACAUGGAAGUGUCUGAAACCGUAGUAGCUUGCAUUGGUGAUUUGGCUUUCAAAUAUACAGAACAGUUAGCAAAAGACCUUGGGCUAUUUGCGCAGCAUGCUGGUCGGAAAUCUGUGAACAUGGAAGAUGUCAUACUCGCCGCUCAUAGAAAUGAACAUCUAGCCGCUUCAUUAAGGUCUUUCGGUGAUGAGUUGAAAGCCAAAGAACCCCAAUCUGAAAGGAAGCGAAAGAAAGGACCGAGGAAGGAAGAAAAACUAAAAGCAAGUACAAGUGUUGUACAUAUUGAAGACUAGUUACUAUUAAAAAAAAGGUUGGAAUUUCUUUAUCAAACUCUACUUAUGCAUGUGUCAACUACAAAUUUGGUUAGUUUGUAAACCCAGAUCAUGUUGUUUGGUGUUGCCAAGAUUAAUAACUAUUAUCUUGGUUCUAGCCCCAAUAAACGAGAACAUACUGCUCAAAAGCCUACUACAGCACUGGAAAAUGUACUUCAAUUUCUGGAAUUGCUGAGGACAGUCGUGGAGUCCGCAAUAGUGGUCUGACCAAAAUGUAAGCUCUUUGGCAAGAUAGGUUCACAUUCAUAAGUGUUUAAGACCGGUUUGAUACCAACGUCACUGCAGUGGUGUGUUCAGCUUUCUGUACUAACAACGGACCAACUAAUCUUGAUUCAUUUGUAAGAAUAUAGGUUAUUCUACUUUGAGAUGGAAUCCAUGAUUCUUAGCACCAUUUCCUUUUGGAUUAUAGAAUAAAUUUCAAAACAGUCAGCACAGUCAAUAAACUGAAGUUGUGUACUCAAACAACAUGAAUGAUGAUGAAUUGGGCGAAGUUUAAGUUUAAUCUUGUUAA
This is a messenger RNA of Humulus lupulus (European hop), 1035 nucleotides long. RefSeq names its product protein MHF1 homolog. Gene Ontology annotation, cellular component: FANCM-MHF complex; Fanconi anaemia nuclear complex. The transcript has 4 exons. The coding region runs from base 96 to 485 and encodes 129 amino acids. Gene Ontology annotation, biological process: replication fork processing; resolution of meiotic recombination intermediates. The record is from RefSeq and is a predicted model, not a curated record. NCBI's taxonomy places the organism in Eukaryota, Viridiplantae, Streptophyta, Magnoliopsida, Rosales, Cannabaceae. Gene Ontology annotation, molecular function: protein heterodimerization activity; chromatin binding.